GGUGGCUGUGAGGACUCAAAUUAAUCGAUAUCGUGCACUUGACCAGACUGCCACGACCGCGUCUGCGUCUGAGAGGAAUGUAGGCGACCCUCGUCACAUACUCUUGUCCAACCUUGUCAAAGUUGUUUCGUGCUCUGACGCCUGACUUCUAGGACAAAAUACCGUCUGCUUUUCAACGACUUGAAUUAUGGUUUCCCUAAUUCCUGCUGGGUUUCGCGCUUUGCCACUGUCCGCCGUACAACUCUCUUUAGCAGCUGUUUUAAAAUGUGGCCAGUCAUUUCGCUGGACAAGUUAUCCACUACCCUCGUCCCCUGACGCAGAAUCGUCUCCUACUCACGAGUACCGUCUGUGCCUGAGGGACCGCGUAGUGUGCUUGAGACAGUCUCCCGACUAUCUUUUCUAUCGCUCUGUUUUUCCCGGAGAGCAUCUCUCAGCAGAACAGGAGAGAGUUAGCAACGAAGAAACGUUGAUUUGGCUCAAGGAUUAUUUUCAGCUGGACGUAGACUUGGUAGAGCUCUACAACCAGUGGAGUGACCGAGAUCAAGUCUUCAAUAAACUCAAAUCUCGCUUUUCUGGGAUCCGGAUGUUGAGACAAGAUCCUUGGGAGAACCUGAUAUCCUUCAUUUGCUCUUCUAACAACAACAUACCCCGGAUCACCAAAAUGGUGCACGCUCUUUGCAAACAGUACUCUCCUUCCCUGAUUUCCUUGCCACCUCCCGAACUCAGUGAAAGUGACUGUCAAGUUCCCGCAACGUACCACUCCUUUCCUCCGCCCUCUCUCCUUGCUGCUCCUGGAGUCAAGUCCACUCUUCGGGGUUUGGGCUUUGGCUACCGUGCUGAUUAUAUCCAGCGCACUGCGAAAAUGCUCGUGGAUACUCACGGUUGCUCGAUCUCCAAUACAGGGUCACGAGAGAACUGUGAGGAGUGGUUGACCGGAUUGAGAGACAUGAGCACCGAAGCUGCUCGUGAAGAACUUCUGAAGUUCGUCGGCGUGGGACGCAAGGUAGCAGACUGCGUUCUUCUCAUGAGCUUGGACAAAAGAGAAGUCAUACCAGUGGACACUCAUGUUCACCAGAUUGCUCUUAAGCAUUACGGGCUACGUACCGUAGGCGGCUCCAAAGGAAAAGGUGCCAUGACCCCUCGAAUCUACGAUGAAGUGGCCGCUAAGCUUGCUGAUAUUUGGGGUGAAUAUGCCGGUUGGGCCCAUUCUGUGCUUUUCACGGCGGAUUUGAAAGCCUUUUCUUCGUUCGGCAUUCAACCCUCGACACCUGCUAGGGAUAUGGGUGCCUCAGCGUCGGCAUCGACGUCCUCAUCCAAACGAAAACAUGACGAGACUCGGAACAAGGCUGAGAUGCAGAGAAAAGCCGUGUUGAUGAGUGCUGCUGUGGCUGCUAUAGCCGCUGUCGCCACUGUUGUUGUUGCCGUGCACGAUGACCCCAGUUUGCUCAAGGAUGAGUACUCAGACUCAGACUUAAGUUCAAUUGAGGAGGACGGAAGUUCACCCAGGCCGGAGAAAAGAAGGAAACGAAGUUCUGAUUGAUUGAUAUUUCCUACAUCUAAUAUGGCACUCAUGGGUAACAUAUAUUAGAUCUAUGCUCAUGUGCGCGUCUAUGUGGCUCUUGAUGAGGACGUCUCGAUUUGCCAAAAAAUCCCAAAAACAGCAAGUCAC
Messenger RNA from Suillus clintonianus, 1669 nucleotides. Its product is annotated as DNA glycosylase. Gene Ontology annotation, cellular component: nucleus. The transcript is spliced from 4 exons. The record is from RefSeq and is a predicted model, not a curated record. Gene Ontology annotation, molecular function: 8-oxo-7,8-dihydroguanine DNA N-glycosylase activity; damaged DNA binding. Lineage: Eukaryota; Fungi; Basidiomycota; Agaricomycetes; Boletales; Suillaceae. Bases 188 to 1540 code for a protein of 450 amino acids. Gene Ontology annotation, biological process: nucleotide-excision repair; base-excision repair; base-excision repair, AP site formation.